Onychostruthus taczanowskii (white-rumped snowfinch) is the source of this 4446-nucleotide messenger RNA. It is a transcript of the gene PHF20, whose product is annotated as PHD finger protein 20. The transcript has 21 exons. The record is from RefSeq and is a predicted model, not a curated record. Lineage: Eukaryota; Metazoa; Chordata; Aves; Passeriformes; Passeridae. Bases 241 to 3447 code for a protein of 1068 amino acids. Gene Ontology annotation, cellular component: NSL complex; MLL1 complex. Gene Ontology annotation, biological process: regulation of transcription by RNA polymerase II.
CAGAAGUCCCAAGUCCAGUUACUGCUGCAGUUACACAGCACUGGUUGGAAUGUUUGCAGCAACAUAAACAAGUUUCUUGGUGUGUGAUUUCAGCACAGCAUGGCUGUGGUCAUCCACUUGCAAGUUGUUCCGAUUGCGGUGGGGACCAUGGACUUCUCUGGACUGACCAUUCCCGAUGGGGGUGUGCAUAUUGUAGGGGAUGAACUGGGGGAAUAAAAUCAGCAGUGUUGAUAUUACAAAAUGACAAAACAUCCUCCGAAUAGAAGAGGGAUCAACUUUGAGGUGGGAGCCCAGUUGGAAGCCCGUGACAGAUUAAAAAACUGGUAUCCAGCGCACAUUGAAGAAAUUGAUUAUGAAGAGGGGAAAGUACUUAUCCAUUUCAAGCGCUGGAACCAUAGAUAUGAUGAAUGGUUUUGUUGGGACAGUCCUUAUUUGCGUCCCCUAGAGAAAAUACAGUUAAGAAAGGAAGGAUUGCAUGAGGAAGAAGGUUGUGCAGGAUUUCGUAUCAACGAUCGGGUAUUGGCGUGCUGGUCUGACUGUCGCUUCUAUCCAGCCAAAGUUACUUCUGUUAACAAAGAUGGUACAUACACUGUGAAAUUUUAUGAUGGUGUAGUUCAGACAGUCAAAAACAUUCAUGUCAAAGCUUUUUCCAAAGAUCAGAAUAUUGUGGGUGAUGCUAAGCCUAAGGAAAGAGGUAAUGAAAUUCCAUCAUCUCCUGAAAACCAGGAGAAAUUUAAAGAGCAAAGGAAAGCAACAGGUAAUGCAAAGAAAGACGAAGAUGAAAAGACAUUAAAGACUGAGAAACGAGUUAAACAACCCGAUAAAGAGGGAAAAUUUAUAGUCAUCUCGGAAAAAGGCAAGAUCUCAGAAAAGAAUAUACCUAAGAAUGGAAAAGAAGAUAAAGAGAAUAUAUCAGAGAAUGAUAUGGAAUAUUCAGUAGAUACACAAGUUGAGAAGAAGCCUGAGAAUGACAAGGUAAAGAGUCCACAGGAAAAUGCGAAAGAAACUAAGCGAAAGCGUGGCAGACCACCAAUAACACCUCCCACGGAGCCAAGUUCUCAGACACUGCAGCCCAUAACUUUGGAGUUAAGACGUCGGAAAAUACCUAAAGGAGGUGAUGUUCCAUUGAAGCGUCCCAGGAUUGAAAAAACGUUGUCUCAGGAAAAAUUUAAGAACUCUUCAGAUAAUGCUGAGAGAGACCAGAUCAGGAGGCGAUCUUCAAGACUCUCAUCCAGUAUUAGCCAUGAGAUUUUAAAUACAGAUCUUGUCACAACUUCCACGGAAAUUCAGACUUGGAAAGAUGCAGUACCUAACCAAAAUGAAUCUGAGAAGGUCCAGUUAGAAAUUCCUGUUGAAUCUGACCAAAGUUGUGGUGAACAAGGAGCACCUGGAAACGCAUUGCAUAGCACAGCACUCAGUGCAGAUGCCAGUUUGCAGGAAGAAAAAGCUGAAGACACUGAGUCUUCCUCUGUUCCUGUCAGAACUCAAGAACCUUCUGCUGCUACAGGUUCAGUAACAAAACCUUGUAGGAGAACAGAUUUUCUUGCAUCAAAAAAAGCUGCAACUGUUGACCAAGAUCACAAGUUUAGAUGCAAGUUCUUGGACUGUUCAAAAUCCUUCCGCAAAGCCAAGUUAUUGCAUUAUCACAUGAAAUACUUUCAUGGAGUGGAGAAGGCUGCAGAAUCACAGCAGAACCCUGUAAAAAGAAAUAUUCAAACCAGAGCUUCUUUGGCUUCUGAAAAAGCUAAUCAAGAAAGGUCAAAAAGAGGACGGACCACAGCUGGUUCACUGUAUGCUCCUCUACACAUAACCCUCAGGAGUACCCCAUAUAGAGAUGAAAAAGUAGAAAAGAGAAGAACUUCAACUCCUGUAAGUGCACUAAAUAGUCACCGACAUUCUAUUAAAGACCAAACCAGGAGCCGCAUAGCAAGAGCACUGCGGAGGCCUCGGGAAAGAGUUCAACAUGCUGUUAAAGGACAUGAGAAGAGCAAAGAAAAAAAAUCCAAAGACUUCGAAAGAUCCAAGUCAAAGAAAAAGAAAAAAAAGAAAAAGAGAUCUAAGCCUGGGUAUUCGGGCACGGGGGAGAACACAGAUAUCUCACAAGAGCUUUCACCUGAAAAAUCAGUUGUCACAAAAUCUAAUUCUUCUAAUAAAUCAUUGGCUCACCCAAGUACCCUGCUUCACUGCACUGAUUCUGGACAGCACAAGGGAAAAUCAAAAGCAAAUGGGUUUUAUGUAAAUACUUCUUGUACAGAGGAUGACACCCUGAGUGAGUCAUCUAUGGAUAGCUUGCCUUGGAGUGACGAUGACUGCAGUCAGGAUGUUGAUGUAACCACCAACCCUGAUGAAGAAGUUGAAGAAAGUGAUUUUGAGAUUGUUCGGUGUGUUUGUGAAGUAAAAGAAGAAAAUGACUUCAUGAUUCAGUGUGAAGAGUGUCUGUGCUGGCAGCAUGGAGUCUGUAUGGGCUUGCUGGAAGAUAAUAUACCUGAGAAAUACACCUGCUAUAUUUGCCAAGAUCCUCCAGGUCAGAGGUCCAGCUUAAAGUACUGGUAUGAAAAGGAGUGGUUAAGUAAUGGUCACAUGCAUGGCUUAGCAUUUUUGGAAGAAAAUUACUCCCACCAGAAUGCCAAGAAGAUAGUGGCCACUCACCAGCUGCUUGGUGAUGUACAGCGAGUGAUCGAAGUCCUGCAUGGGCUGCAGCUGAAGAUGAGCAUAUUACAAAAUAAAGAACACCCUGACUUAAAGCUUUGGUGUCAUCCAUGGAAGCACAUCACGAUGGAUGAAAAAAUCCAUACAAAACACAUCAUCCACUUCGAGGAAAACUGUUGCAAAGAGGAGACAGCAAGUUAUAGAACUUGGAAUGGGACAGUUGAGAAACCCUCAACAAUUCCUUCUGUGGAGGAAUCUUACAUUACGAGUGAACACUGUUACCAGAAGCCUCGGGCCUACUACCCUGCCAUAGAGCAGAGGCUGGUUGUGGAAACAAGAGGAUCAGCAAUGGAUGAUGGAGUAAACAGAAUAAGAGAAAAUGGGGAUGAUGCCUUCUCAGAGAGGUUUGGCUGGAAUCUGGACCAAGAAAUAUGCAAGAUGGAAAAUGAAUCUAAACACAAUUACUCUAAGGUGAGAGAGUCUGUCUCUAAGAAGGUCUCUCCAGAGGAAGCUAUUGAAAUGAAAUUGCUGGAAAAAGACAAAGAAGGAGUAGUGAACUCACAGCUGCAGUGGCAGCUCAAUCUUUUAGCUCACGUGGAGUCUCUGCAAGAUGAAGUCAUACACAGAAUGGAUUUCAUUGAGAAGGAGCUAGAUGUUCUGGAGAGUUGGCUGGAUUACACAGGAGAGCUGCAACCCCCAGAACCACUGGCUCGACUCCCCCAGCUCAAGCAUUGCAUAAAGCAGCUGAUAACAGACUUGGGCAAAGUGCAGCAGAUCGCGCUGUGCUGCUCCACGUGAGGCUGGAGGGCUCUGGGCUGUGGCUGCCUGCAGAGCUGCAGUGGGAUGGGAGCACCUCUGAAGCUGUAAAUUAAACUGGCAUGCUGGUUGCAUGGGAUGCAGAUGGACUUCAGGGACUUGUGCAGAAGCGUUGUUCAAAGAAGAGCAAAGAGGUUAUUUCAGGUCUAUUAGACAAUUCUAAUACUGUGGAAAAGGUCAUACUCUUGUCUCCAGAGGUUGCCUGUUGCUUGUUAAGUUACACUAAAAUUUUCACUCCCUACAAGUUGCUCAUCAAAACGGUAUACUUUUUCAUCAUUAAAUUGACUAAAAAUUGUGCCACUGAAGAACAGAGUUCUAAGAGCCAAAAAAUUUUGGUUGACAGGGGUUGUAAAUAACUUUGUGUAGUUUAAGUGACUCACGUCAUGUUUUAUUUCUUCUGGUUUAUGCAUACUAGCACUCAGUAUUUAAUCAUUAGGAGAUGUUAUAACAGUUUCAGACUUAGUAAGUAUGAAUGUCCAGCUCUUGACUAUAAGUGUUAUGUGGAGGUUUUCAAGUAACAGUGGCCUGACCCACAGUUCUGUUACAGUAAAUAAUGUAGCAGGAAGUCACAGGUGGAUUGCACUUACUUUCAGAAUAAAUGAUUGUUUUCCAUAUUUAUCCUCUCACUGUCACAUGACUUGGUACUGGGGAAGCCCAUGAAGGUGGUGUUUGUGUGUGUGUAUUCUUGAGCUCUUGACUCCAGCCAUCCUGUGCCUCCUGCAGCAGUUGCUGGGGGGAUCCCUCGUUGCAGUAGUAUGGAAUUCCUCCAGGAAAGGACUGGAGCCAUGCUCUGAGUUCAGACUGCAACAUGGUCUGUCAUGGAUGUGAUAUAUUUUCUACCCAUUUGUUAAUAAUUGCCAUUCCGGUUAUGUUUGGAAAUCUAGAUUUUUUUCAAUACUCUGGAUGUGUUCAUUGUAAAGACUUGCUAUGAAUGUGUGGUUUUGGGAAUCAGUUUUUGUGUAAAUAAAGCCUCAAGAUCUA